Molecule: messenger RNA, 2501 nt
Organism: Cuscuta campestris
Lineage: Eukaryota; Viridiplantae; Streptophyta; Magnoliopsida; Solanales; Convolvulaceae
Source: the annotation of a GenBank genome assembly
GGACAUGUUAGUGCGGUUGUUUCAAUUAUUGGUUUUCAUCUUUUUCUAACGCCAGUUGAACCAAGUGGCCAACCCCUUGUUUAAGCUUUUUUCAGGAAGGGGGACAAAGUUUCUUGGAUUCUACUGCUGGCGUUUCCCCGGAAAACUCUCCAAUUGCUAAAAAGUUUCAUCUUUGCGGUCAAACUCGGCUGAUUCAGAGAAGUGGGUAGUAUUGUUGUUGAUUCGUAUCCUUAUCAAAUAGAGAAAGCUUCAAUCUUUGCACUGUUUCAAGGUACCAUUAUCUUCAGAUUCUGGGAUUCGGGUUCAUAUUAUGGAAGAUUGUGAACUUCAAUCUGUUGGGUUUGAGGUGCAUAUGUAGGUGUUGUCUGAGGAUUUGAACUGUGAUAAGUGAUUGUGUCGGGCUUGGCUUUGACUCAGUCAACAUAUUGAUCUGACGAUGGCGAAAAAUUUCUGGUCUUCAUCUUCUUGAAAGUGAAAUUUCUGGUUCAAGUUCUUGAAAGAGAACCAGGUUUGGUAAAUUCUGAGGUCCAGCAAUGGAAAAACAGACGAGUUUCCGAAAUGGGGUGGUACUGAUGGAGAAACAGAAGAGUUUCAAGAGACAGAUGGAGAAGCAGAAAAGCUUCAGGAUAGCUAUGGAGAAGCAGAAAAGCUUCAAAAGGGGAAAGGAUUCUCCUGGGAAACGAGGUGAUAGCCCGCUUCACCACGAGGCUCGAGCUGGGAAUCUCAAUAAGGUGAGAGAAAUUAUGCAGAAGCUUGAUGGACAAUCCAUGAAGGAUUUUCUAUCAAAGCAAAACCAGGAAGGGGAGACUGCUCUUUAUGUUGCUGCCGAAAACGGGCAUGCCUCAGUUGUUGGAGAAUUCUUGAAGCAGUUAGACAUUGAAACUGCCUCUAUUGUCUCUAACAAUGGAUAUGAUGCUUUCCUUGUUGCAGCCAAGCAGGGUCAUCUUGAAGUGCUGAAGGAGCUCUUGAAUGUAUUCCCAAACUUAGUGAUGACAACGGACUCGACCAAUUCAACUGCCCUACACACAGCAGCCGGUCAAGGGCAUGCUGAAGUGGUUGGUUUGCUUCUUGAAAUUGAUCCGAACCUAGCUAAGAUAGCUCGGAACAACGGGAAGACUGUACUCCACACUGCAGCUAGGAUGGGCCACUUGGAAGUGGUGAAGCUGCUUCUUAAUAAGGACUCCAGUAUUGGCUUUAGGAUGGACAAGAAAGGCCAAUCUGCCCUACACAUGGCUGUGAAGGGCCAUAAUGUGGAUAUUGUGCUUGAGUUGAUCAAACCAGAUCCAACUGUAAUAGCUUUAGAAGAUAGCAAAGGAAAUACAGCACUACAUAUCGCGACUAGGAAGGGACGAGCUCAGAUUGUUCGGUGCUUACUAUCCAUUGAGGGUAUCGACAUCAAUGCAGUCAACAAAGCCGGAGAAACGGCUCUUGACACUGCAGAAAAGUUUGGAACUCCAGACAUUGCAGCUUUGUUAAAGGAGGCGGGGGCCACCCGUUCCAAGGACCAUGCAAAGCCUCCUCCAAAUGCAACGAAGCAACUCAAACAGACCGUCAGUGAUAUAAAGCACGAUGUGCAAUCACAGCUUCAACAAAGUCGUCAGACCGGCUUCCGCGUCAAGAAAAUAGCAAAGAAAGUGAAGAAGCUUCACAUCAGCGGCCUCAACAACGCCAUAAACUCUCUCACAGUUGUGGCUGUCCUUAUUGCCACUGUCGCCUUUGCUGCAAUCUUCACAGUUCCAGGGCAAUACGUUGAGAAACCAAUGAAAGGGGUUACUCUUGGUCAGGCGAAGGUGGCAAACAAACCAGCUUUCCUAGUGUUCUUUUUGUUUGACAGCCUGGCAUUAUUCAUCUCUAUAGCCGUCGUGGUUGUUCAGACAUCUGUGGUUGUGAUUGAACAAAAGGCAAAGCGGCAGAUGGUGUUCAUCAUAAACAAGCUCAUGUGGGCUGCUUGUCUCUUCAUCUCAGUCGCCUUCAUCUCACUCACGUACGUGGUGGUUGGGGUCAAGGAGCAAUGGCUUGCCAUCUAUUCAACAGUUGUGGGUGGAGUGAUAAUGUUAACCACCAUUGGUUCCAUGUGCUACUGUGUGAUUCGUCAUAGGAUGGAGGAGUCAAGGAUGAGGAAUGUGAGGAAGACUGGGACUUUGUCACGGUCAUUUUCAGCAUCCAUGGCAGUAUCAGAUACAGAGCUGUAUAAUGAGAACUACAAGAGGAUGUAUGCCGUAUAACAUUUUCAGAUCAUUGAAUUCCAAAGUAUAGAAAAAACCACAUGAGGGGUUAUCCCCAUCUGGUCCAUGUAGCUGUUAUAAAUUAUAGUAACAAUAUGUUGGUUGAGGAAAAGCUGAUUGCAUAGCUUCAAAAUUUCAAUGAGUAAAUAAUACGGAGUACCAGGUUUCCAUUCUAGUAGCAAUGAAGCUAUAUGGUGCUUCCAUAUGCCGUGUUUUUUUCCCUUUUUUUGAGAUAAGUUGUAGAACCACAACAAUUUAGCCAGUGCAAUAUCAUAU